GUGGAAAAUGUAAACACGCGUUUUGACAACGCGUCAAAAAGAGAAGAAAAAAGUCUGUGAAAAACUCGCUUUUGCAAUUUUUGCAAUGGAUAGGAGCAUUAACAGAAACAUAAAGGUAGGAAAUGCGGUGCAAUACAACGAUGAAAGUGAAAAUAACUUCUUCUUGCAUUGCGAUAUCAUAAAGGAAGAGUUUGAAAUCCAAGAAAUUUAUGAAGAAAAUCCAAUGGAAAGCCCGUCAGGUUCAGAAGUUCCGAGCUAUAGCAAGAAUAAUGAGGAGUUUGUUAGCUUCGAGAUCACACAAUUCACACCACAACGAUCUCGACGAGGACAAAACAGAAGGAAUAAUCUUCAGUGCGUCUAUUGCAGCAAGAUUUACUAUGAUAAAUACCAAUUGGCAACACACAUAAAAACCCACAUAGAGAAACCCGUGCGAUGUUUCAUCUGCAAGAGGGUAUACAAACACACAGCGAGUCUAAGAUUGCAUCUUCAGAAGCAACAUUAUAUCUUUAAGACGCCAAAGGAGCUAAAAGCGGAAAUGAAGCAAAUGCAAAGAGAGGACAAAGACGAGAAAGUUAAAACGGUCGUCAAAAUUGAAAAUCAUGAAAAACUCGAAGUUAUGAUUUGCAAAGUCUGCGAACAUACAUUCACAUCGAAAUAUCGCUACGAAAGGCAUCUCGGGACACAUAAAAUCUUUCAGUGUGAGACUUGCAUGAGAAAGUUUACAAAGAAGCAAGCGCUGCUGGAUCACGUGAGUAUCCACAAGAAUGAGAAGCCCUUUUGCUGUAACCGUUGCGACAAAACAUUCAGAUUGGAAACACACAUGAAGAUUCAUAUGAAGAAGAUUCACAUGCCAUCGACUGGUGAGCCCGAGCACUGCCCCUACUGCGCGAGGAGGUACAACCAGCUUUCUCGCCUGCAGACACACUUGAAGAAUUGCCAUCGGGGUCUUCCCAGGAUUCCCCGAUCGGUUCCCAAGUGCACAGUGUGCAGCGAGAUCUUCAAGAACAUGAGGGAAUUGAUAGCACAUGUGGCCGUACAUCGAGACGAGCGACUGGAAAAGAUUUUUGAAUGUGCAAUUUGUGACUUGAAGUUCAGAGUGAAGCACACAUUAGCACGGCACAUUGAGAAAAUCCACUUGCGAUUGAGUAAUGAAUGGAAGAAGAAGCAAUACUACAAAUGUCCAGAUUGCGAGAAAUCAUACACCAGCAAACACUAUAUGGAGAUUCACAGAAGAAUUCACAGCUCUCAGUCUGAUGAUCAAGUAGACCAGUACAUCAACUGUGAAAUAUGCUCAAAACCAUUUAAGACAAUGUUUAAACUGAAAAUUCACAUGAAGAACCAUGAAAUUAUCGAUAAACUGGGAAAAAUGUGUCCCUAUUGUUUAAAGGUUUUCGAUAAGAACAAGACCAGUUUGAUAAACCACUUGAGAGCGGGCCAUCGUGGACUUCCUUUCAACACUAAAGAUCCACCCUUCAGAUGCGGCGUUUGCAAGGAUGUUCAAAAGACAUUGGACGACCUGAAGAAACACGUUAUAAUGCACGCGGAUGAUUUUAAGUGUGAGGAAUGCGGGAGGAAUUUUCACAGCACGAGCACACUAAGGAAACACUUUAACAAAUUUCACUAAAUAUCAAGCUUUUAAGCGCAAGAUUUGAGAAGUAGUUUCCUAAACAUUUCAUUUCCAUGACUGUUAAUGAUUAUAGACAUAGAUAAUAAUUAAAGAUAAGAAUAUAAGUAAAGUAUUAGUGUAAAUAUGCAAGACAUGAUUGUACAGAUAAAAAUCUAUGGAAUAAUUGCGGAAAAACUCGAGGCAAUAUUAAUGUAUUUUAAUUAAGAGAAUAUUCCAUGCUUCUUGAUUCUCAUCAAAUUUACAGCACAAAAGUCCGAGAAGGACAAAAAUGAUUAUGAUCAACGAAUUCCAAAAGAAUCCUUGUAGCCUAGUUUGAAGCUAGUUUAAGACAAACCUCAAAAUUCAAAUCUUAAUUCUUUUAUAAUAUAAAAAUUAUGCUAAUAAACAGAGGGAAGCAUCCU
This is a messenger RNA of Phlebotomus argentipes, 2028 nucleotides long. Its product is annotated as zinc finger protein 569-like. The transcript has 4 exons. The record is from RefSeq and is a predicted model, not a curated record. NCBI's taxonomy places the organism in Eukaryota, Metazoa, Arthropoda, Insecta, Diptera, Psychodidae. Bases 86 to 1624 code for a protein of 512 amino acids.